Molecule: messenger RNA, 743 nt
Organism: Ricinus communis (castor bean)
Lineage: Eukaryota; Viridiplantae; Streptophyta; Magnoliopsida; Malpighiales; Euphorbiaceae
Product: non-specific lipid-transfer protein 1
Exons: 2
Coding region: 105-452 (115 amino acids)
Biological process (GO): lipid transport
Cellular component (GO): membrane
Molecular function (GO): lipid binding
Source: RefSeq, a predicted model, not a curated record
UGCAACUUCCAUACUCACUCAAACAUAAACCUACUGCCCGAGAAAAGCAAAGAAAAUAAGAGAAAACUAUAUAUCUUAAAGCUUGGGCAACAAAGCCUUACAUCAUGGCUACUAUUACUGUUGAGUUCAUUAGUUGUCUUGUGUUAUGCGUGGUCGUUGCUAUGCCUAUGACCACCCAAGCCAUAACAUGUGAUCAAGUCGUUGGCGGCCUGACCCCCUGCAUUGGCUACCUAAUGAGCGGAGGAGAAGUAUCAGCAGCAUGCUGCAAUGGGGUUAGGGGUCUCAAUAGCGCUGCUAAAACUACGGCUGACCGCCAACAGAUUUGCCAGUGCUUCAAAUCUCUAGGUGCCGGAGGUAUGACUAAUGGUUAUGCGUCCAGUCUUCCUGGAAAAUGUAACGUUAACGUUACUUUCAAGAUCGGCCCGUCCACUGACUGCAAUAGCAUUAAGUGAGGUGAAGUGAAUAUAUAUAAUAAAGGGUACUUAUGUAGCGUGAAAAGAAUAAGAAGGAUGGCAUCGAUCUCCAUUGCAGCGAGUCUCCUUCCUGUAGUUGGUUUUUUCUUUUUCUUUUCUUAAAUAAAAUGCGAAAGAUCUCUUAGGACGGUGCACCUGAAUAUCCCUGCUAGCUAGGCAGGCACGAACUCUCCUGUACUUGGUUAAUUUCUAUAGUUUCUACUACUCCUUGUCCUUGUAUGCCACUUAUCUAUAUAAGUUGAUAAUUACAAGAGAUCUUCUGUAAGCUAA